Messenger RNA from Hippocampus zosterae (dwarf seahorse), 2263 nucleotides. RefSeq names its product gap junction protein, alpha 5a (gene gja5a). The transcript is spliced from 2 exons. Lineage: Eukaryota; Metazoa; Chordata; Actinopteri; Syngnathiformes; Syngnathidae. Gene Ontology annotation, cellular component: connexin complex. Bases 826 to 1965 code for a protein of 379 amino acids. Gene Ontology annotation, biological process: cell communication. The record is from RefSeq and is a predicted model, not a curated record.
CUUGAUUCCUUUGUGACAAUAAGCGGAUUAGAAAAUGGAUGGAUGGAUUGAUAAUAACUUGAUUCUCAUGAUACAAAGAUUUCUUUUGAGUUUUAUUAUUAUUGGUAUUGUUAUGAUCGUGAUUUAUUAUCAUGUCAACUAAUUUUCACCCGAACGAUUCUCAUAAAACGACAUUUGGACGAUCAUAGCAUGAAGACAUUUUCCUCCUGUCAGUACGACUUUUUUUCAGAAAUAGGAUUCUUUUCUUUCUACUUCAUGACUUCAAUUUGAAUAAUAUUCCACCAAAAUGACAACCUGUUUCAUGCAUUAGGACCGUUUUUUUGUAUUACCUUUUUUCUCACCUGGACGAUAUAACUUAUUAUAAGUAGGCUAAAUUACAUAUCACUUCUUUUCAUCUUAUCAUUUUUUUAUUUUAUGACUUCAGUCCCACAAUGUUACUUUUUUCAUAGACUGUUUUUUUAAUUCUUGUAUCUACAGGUUUUUUUUCCCCCCUCCUGAAAAUGACCACUUGAUCUCAUAUCAUUGACUAUUUUUGUUCUUUGAGCGUGCCCCUACUCCCCCUUUGUCGUCUCGCGCGAUGUUGCAAUGGAAACCCCGACACUUAUUUCCAUAUAUAAGCCUGAUCGAGAGUUGGUGGGGGAGGGAGGGUGGACACAUGGUCACGGUCAUUUAGACCUUCUCUCUCUCGCACACAUAAGCAGCAUCAGCGUGGUCAGCUGGCUCCAUCGAAGCCUUCUAUGGCGGAAUCACCGUGGAGUGUUAGACAUGGAGAGUGGGGGCUCUAAAAGAGGAGGAACGGUGUGCUCUUGGUGCCCUUGAGCCGCAAUGGGCGACUGGAGCCUGUUGGGGAACGUCCUGGAGGAGGUCCAGGAGCACUCCACCUCGGUAGGCAAGGUGUGGCUCACCGUGCUCUUCAUCUUCCGCAUCCUGGUGCUGGGAACGGCGGCCGAGUCGUCGUGGGGCGACGAGCAGAGCGACUUCCUGUGUGACACACAGCAGCCCGGCUGCACCAACGUGUGCUACGACCGCGCUUUCCCUAUCGCGCACAUCCGCUAUUGGGUGCUGCAGAUCGUCUUCGUGUCCACGCCAUCCCUCAUCUACAUGGGCCACGCCGUGCACACGGUGCGAGCUGAGGAGAAGCGCAGGCGGCGGGAGCAGGAAGCGAAAGAAGCCAGAUCGGCCGGGGCGGAGACCAGAUCGGAGGAGUGCGAGGCCGAGAUGGAGGGCGAAAAGGAGUACCUGCAGCGGAGGGAGAGCGGGAGGGAGGUCGGGGCGGACGGGCGGAGCCGGCUGCGUCUCAGGGGUCCGCUCCUCCACACAUAUAUCCUCAGCAUCCUUAUACGCACUGCCAUGGAGGUUAUCUUCAUUGCCGUGCAGUACAUGAUCUACGGGGUGUUCCUCAAGGCGCUGUACCUGUGCACAGCAUCGCCCUGCCCGAACCCGGUCAACUGCUACAUGUCGCGGCCCACCGAGAAGAACAUCUUCAUCGUCUUCAUGCUGGUGGUGGCCGCGGUGUCCCUGGCACUGUCUGUGCUUGAGCUCUACUACCUGGGCUGGAAGAGCCUGAGGGCGUAUGUGCAGCGGAAGGCCGCGCGGCGCACCUUGCCUGUCGUGACAGCGACGGCGCUGGAGCCAGAUGGGCCCAUGGCCCCGCGUACUCCGCCUCCUGACUUCAACCACUGCGUCAACCCCCUGACCUCCAUGGCGCCCGUUCCCUUCAGCAACAGGAUGGCGCUCCAGCAGAACUCGGCCAACAUGGCGGCCGAGCGCCACCACAGCAGGGACAACCUGGAGGACAAUGAGGACUUUCUGCGAAGGUACCAGGGGGCGCCAUCGCCCCAGGGUCUGCCCAAUAACUGCGGCCCCAUGCACGCGACACACUCUGAGUAUGCUGGGGACAACCGUAGUCUGAGCAAGACGAGCAGGAGCAGCGGGCGAGGGAGACAAGACGACCUUUCCAUUUAAACACGGGACCUUCGCGAACUACUUUGAACUAUAGACAACAUGCAGGAUAGCAGAACGGACGCCUGAGAGUUCCACUUGACAUGUUUAUGAAGCACUACCAUACUCUAUUUGUUCGCACGUGCAGUAGGGCAGAAGUGCAGAAUGACUCACUCACAGACAGUUUCUAUCACAGAAAAUUGACUUGAUUGUUUAAUUUUGCACUUUAUAGUUGGGCAGGCACCCCAAGGACUCAACUGUUGUAUUUUUAUACUGUACAAGCAAUCAAAAAGUCAAUUUUAUAUAAUAUAUUCCCUUUAAA